Molecule: messenger RNA, 1347 nt
Organism: Pararge aegeria (speckled wood butterfly)
Lineage: Eukaryota; Metazoa; Arthropoda; Insecta; Lepidoptera; Nymphalidae
Gene: Rpt4
Product: 26S proteasome regulatory subunit 10B
Exons: 9
Coding region: 89-1258 (389 amino acids)
Biological process (GO): positive regulation of RNA polymerase II transcription preinitiation complex assembly
Cellular component (GO): proteasome regulatory particle, base subcomplex; cytosolic proteasome complex
Molecular function (GO): ATP hydrolysis activity; proteasome-activating activity; ATP binding
Source: RefSeq, a predicted model, not a curated record
GUCAAAUAAAUUUGCGAUUCAUGUCGCAGGCGAGCGUUUGCGUUUGCUUUCAUUUAUCUCAGGAAUAGUAAAAUAAUCAUUUAAAACCAUGGAAAAUAUAAGGGAAAAGUCUUUUCAAGACUAUCGCAAGAAACUAAUGGAACACAAGGAGGUGGAAUCACGGUUAAAAGAUAUGCGAGAACAAUUAAAAGACUUAACAAAACAGUAUGACAAGAGUGAAAAUGAUUUGAAAGCUCUGCAAAGUGUGGGGCAGAUAGUUGGUGAAGUGCUGAAGCAACUAACUGAAGAGAAGUUCAUAGUAAAAGCCACAAAUGGCCCCAGAUAUGUGGUGGGCUGUCGACGUCAGUUGGACAAGAAUAAGCUGAAGGGAGGCACCAGAGUUGCUCUUGACAUGACCACUCUAACUAUUAUGAGGCAUUUGCCGAGAGAGGUUGACCCCUUGGUGUAUAACAUGAGCCAUGAAGAUCCAGGUGACGUCACAUAUUCCGCUAUUGGUGGUCUACAGGAACAGAUAAGACAGCUUAGGGAGGUCAUUGAACUGCCGCUCAUGAACCCAGAACUAUUUGUCAGAGUCGGUAUCACCCCACCCAAGGGUUGUUUACUGUACGGACCACCCGGAACAGGCAAGACUCUGUUAGCACGAGCGGUCGCUUCACAGUUGGAUGCUAACUUUUUGAAGGUAGUAUCAUCGGCCAUAGUUGACAAGUACAUCGGCGAAUCGGCGCGUCUCAUCCGGGAGAUGUUCAACUAUGCCAGAGAUCACCAACCAUGCAUCAUUUUCAUGGACGAGAUUGAUGCUAUCGGUGGCAGACGUUUCUCCGAGGGCACCAGCGCUGAUCGUGAGAUCCAACGUACGCUGAUGGAAUUGCUGAACCAGAUGGACGGCUUUGAUUCACUGGGCCAGGUCAAGAUCAUCAUGGCGACCAACCGGCCCGACACCUUGGACCCCGCCCUCCUCCGCCCCGGAAGGUUGGACAGGAAGAUUGAAAUACCACUGCCCAAUGAGCAGGCCAGGUUAGAAAUCCUCAAGAUCCACGCGGCGCCGAUCGCUAAGCACGGCGAAGUGGACUACGAGGCGGUGGUGAAGCUAUCCGAUACUUUCAACGGCGCGGAUCUCCGUAACGUGUGUACCGAAGCUGGUCUCUUCGCCAUACGCGCCGAACGGGAAUAUAUUGUUCAGGAGGAUCUCAUGAAGGCGGUACGCAAGGUGGCAGAUAACAAGAAGUUGGAAAGCAAGUUGGACUACAAACCAGUCUAAUUAUAAAGCAUUUAUUCUUGUAAUUAAUUUUUAGGGAGCAUCUUAAACUGUCAUUAUACAUUCAUUUCUUAAUAAAUAAUAGUUUUAAU